GAGCUUUAGUACGCGACACUGCCGUUUCGUUCGUUCGGCGACGUUCGACAAACUUCGGUUUCGUGUCCGUAGUUUGACUGUAGUGGGGGUAACCUGAAUCGAGCAUAGAGCAAUAGACGGAGAAAGAGAGAGAGAAAGCAAGAUAGAAAUCAGACCAGGACGGUGCAGAGAGCGGAGACCAGCGUGUCUCCUCUCGUGCAUGCGUUCGAUUGUACGGCACGGUGUGUGCGUGCAACACAGAGGGACAGGCAGUAGGACGUAUGCGUGGCGCGGUGAGAAACGUGUUACGAACAGUGACAGACAAGAUGGCGGUGUGCCUUGUGCGGUGGUAGGAACAGUGGUGCGUGGAGCACGUUUAAAAACAAUAAAAAAAUAGUGGAAGAAACAGGGGUUAGAAAAGGGGUUGGCAGCUGGAUAGCGUAGCAUGGAGCCAGCUCUUACGUCUACCACGAGACGUCGCGGUCAUCAGCAUCAUCCGCGACACGCAACGCGCCGACGUCUCGACGCCUCCAGCAGAGGACCCGCGCAGUGUGGCCCUGCUGGUAUCAUCAAAGAUACGGCGAUCGGAAAGAACGAAACAGGGACGACCACUACGUCACCGAGGCUCGACGAAAAGAGCAAUGUCAUCGAUACAGACAGCUCGACGGCGGUGACAGUGGCCACGAUUGUCGGCGCGAGGUGGCUACGCGAUCCGACGGCCACCGUAUCCACGAAAGGCGCAACCUCCACGAACGAACAAGACACCACGAAUAAGAUAAAAAGUAACAAUCUCGAGGAAGAUGACAACAGAGAGGAGAACGUCCGACAGAGGCUCGCGCAGUGUAGCCCGGACGUUCAAGACGAACGACACGAACAGCAGCAAUCUGUUCGCGAUAGAAACGAACACGAGAGCUGUGACAGCUGCGAAACAGACGAUGGAUCGAGCAAGUCGCGAUCCCGACCACGUGGGAAAGAGAUAUUCGAGAUGGAAUUGUUCUACGAUGAAACGAGAAGCAAAGAGAAUUCACCGGAGCCUGAGCACGCGGUCGCGAGGGCUCGCGGUGACGGAAAUUCUGACAAUGAAUCGACAAACGUCGACGAGGAUCCAGAGCUUGCUGAACUCGCCAAGCUGAGAUGUCCAAGCGAAAGAACCGAGAUACAAGCUGAGAGAGAAGCAAGAAGAAAAAAAAGAUGUGCAGAUUAUCCUGGAUUGGCAUUUGGAUGGUCCAUAUUCUCCAGCGACACCAUGAUGACGUUCGGUCUCAUAAGGAACGAGUUGCAAAAUAUUAUGGGGAACCAGCUGAAACGGGCUGAGUCCGAGGUAGCCGCUCUGAAUCGUCGUAUCCAAUUGUUGGAGGAGGACCUCGAGAGAUCGGAGGAACGCCUCGCAACGGCCACUGCUAAAUUGGCAGAGGCGUCGCAGGCUGCGGAUGAGAGCGAACGAGCCCGCAAGAUUCUCGAGAAUCGCAGCUUGGCCGAUGAAGAGCGUAUGGACGCCCUCGAAAAUCAGCUGAAGGAGGCCAGGUUCCUCGCUGAAGAAGCUGACAAGAAAUACGAUGAGGUCGCCCGUAAAUUGGCCAUGGUUGAGGCCGAUCUAGAACGUGCCGAGGAACGUGCCGAGGCCGGAGAGUCGAAGAUCGUCGAACUGGAGGAGGAACUGCGCGUGGUUGGCAACAACCUGAAGUCCCUCGAGGUCUCUGAGGAGAAGGCCAACCAGCGUGAAGAGGAGUACAAGAACCAAAUUAAGACUCUUACCACUCGCCUAAAGGAGGCUGAAGCUCGUGCCGAGUUCGCGGAGAGAUCCGUGCAGAAGUUGCAGAAGGAGGUCGACAGGCUCGAAGACGAGCUCGUACACGAGAAGGAAAAGUACAAAUACAUCUGCGACGAUCUGGACCUCACCUUCACCGAGUUGAUCGAGAAGAAUUAAUCGAUAGUCGGCGAUCAUACGUGUCCAUCUGCUGUCGAAACGAUUGGCCGGACUUGUGCAUCGAGAGAAACACGUUCGUGGUGGCUUCGUGAAAACCGGUCAAUCAGCU
Habropoda laboriosa is the source of this 2015-nucleotide messenger RNA. RefSeq names its product tropomyosin (gene Tm1). Gene Ontology annotation, cellular component: actin filament. The record is from RefSeq and is a predicted model, not a curated record. The transcript has 8 exons. Bases 425 to 1906 code for a protein of 493 amino acids. NCBI's taxonomy places the organism in Eukaryota, Metazoa, Arthropoda, Insecta, Hymenoptera, Apidae. Gene Ontology annotation, molecular function: actin filament binding. Gene Ontology annotation, biological process: actin filament organization; muscle contraction.